Daldinia loculata is the source of this 1241-nucleotide messenger RNA. RefSeq names its product Pkr1-domain-containing protein. The record is from RefSeq and is a predicted model, not a curated record. The transcript is spliced from 2 exons. Lineage: Eukaryota; Fungi; Ascomycota; Sordariomycetes; Xylariales; Hypoxylaceae. Gene Ontology annotation, cellular component: endoplasmic reticulum membrane. Gene Ontology annotation, biological process: vacuolar proton-transporting V-type ATPase complex assembly. Bases 468 to 944 code for a protein of 158 amino acids.
CUUUCCUUCUCCUAAUUAUCCUCCGGUUUUUCCCAGCCUCUUUAUUCUUGGGUUUCUAGCCCAUAUAAGUCUGUUUUGGUUAUAACCUACGACUUAUAUUUGCCGCCAACUAUUUUAUUUUCCCGCGAGGAGCUGAUUAAGUUGAGAACUGGCUAUCUCCGACAUUAUAUAGGUAGAUUUGGUACCUACAUAGCUUCUUGCGCCGUGUCCUAUUCACAGGUUGUCUAUGACUACAUCGGUAACUGCCUAACAGCACACUGGCCUUAACUCAAGUCAGUCCAAGCACUCAUCGGAGCUUCUAGUCUAUUGCUAUCUCCUAUUUAAACUGACCGCCUUCCUAAGCUAACUUUGCAACCCUCUAGAUUAAUCUAGGCCACACAAGAAGUAGUAUCCACCGUCGCAUAUCGACUCGAGCCCAAUAACACUUGUCGCAUCUAUAUUCCGAGUUUUUUUUUACGUUGGAAAAUAUGGCAGGCUUUGCAACAGAUCUCUGGGAAUCUAUCUUCACUCCCGGAACGACUCCAACCCUCCUCGUCGCUACCAACGCUACAUUCGCUUGUUUACAGCUCGUACUUCUUCUCCUACUAGUCGGGACAUAUAGUAUUCACUUCGUGAUACUCUCAUUCCUGUGUGGGGGGCUCUGGUGGGCUAUCAACUGGUUCGCAGCCGAGUUGAGGGUAGCACAAGCCAAGGAGGCCCGGGACAAGGCACGUUCCGAACAAAGAGCAGCUGCACAAUCCUCGGACGAAAGCGAAGAAACCGAAGUAGAAACCGCUUUCAUCGCAAAGGGGAAACCUACCACAGGAAGCAAGGAAGUGGAAGUUAUAGAACAGACGGGAGACCUGAAGCUUCGAACGGAACCUUCGUCCGGAACAAAAUCUAGUGUUAGUACGGAAGACGAGUGGGAAAAGGUAUCCGAGAAUGAGAACGAGAAGGACAAAUAAACUGUAACCUAGACGAAUAUAAUUAUAUACGCUUGGGGUCGGAGUGGCAUUUGCACGAGCAUUUGUAGCGAGGUUGGGUUAGUAGCAUAUAUACCUUGCAUUUCAGGACUUCAGCGUUGAUUAUCAUCUUGCUCUUUACAUCUACUAGCACGUUUAUAGUUGAGGGGAUACUUCUUAUAUUGGAUUUAACCGGCUGUCAAUAUAUAAAUAAUAGUCAAUAUAUGUGUCUGAAGAUGGCCUGGCAUAUAAGAUAUAUUUAGGUAGCUUAUACAUGUUUAGAAUGACGAAUCGAAGCUC